AGCCCGAACCGAGCCCCAGCGAGAGAGAGGGCGGGCGGGCCAGGAGCGCGGCAGCGGCGGACGGCGGACGGCGGACGGAGCUCGGCACCGGCCAACUCGGGCCUCCCCAGCCAGCCCCGCGGCGGGGCAGCCGCAGGAGCCCUGGCUGUGGCCGGGGGGCAGUGGGCCAUGCCGGGGGCAGUGGAAGGCCCCAGCUGGAAGCAGGCGGAGGACAUUAGGAACAUUUACGACUUCCGUGAUGUUCUGGGAACAGGGGCCUUCUCGGAGGUAAUCCUGGCGGAAGAUAAGAGGACUCAGAAGCUGGUGGCCAUCAAAUGCAUCGCCAGGAAGGCUCUGGAGGGCAAAGAGGAAAGCAUGGAGAAUGAGAUCGCUGUCCUGCACAAGAUCAAGCACCCCAACAUUGUAGCCCUGGAUGACAUUUAUGAGAGUGGGGGACACCUCUAUCUCAUCAUGCAGCUGGUGUCAGGCGGGGAGCUGUUUGACCGAAUUGUGGAAAAAGGCUUCUACACAGAACGGGACGCCAGCCGCCUCAUCUUCCAGGUGCUGGAUGCUGUCAAGUACCUGCACGACCUAGGCAUCGUACACCGAGACCUCAAGCCGGAGAAUCUGCUGUAUUACAGCCUGGAUGAAGACUCCAAGAUCAUGAUCUCCGAUUUUGGCCUCUCCAAGAUGGAAGACCCUGGCAGUGUGCUCUCCACAGCCUGUGGGACCCCGGGAUACGUGGCCCCUGAAGUGCUGGCCCAGAAGCCCUACAGCAAGGCAGUGGAUUGCUGGUCCAUUGGGGUCAUCGCCUAUAUCCUGCUCUGUGGUUACCCCCCCUUCUAUGACGAGAAUGAUGCCAAACUCUUUGAACAGAUUUUGAAGGCCGAGUACGAGUUUGACUCUCCUUAUUGGGACGACAUCUCUGACUCCGCCAAAGACUUCAUCCGGCACUUGAUGGAGAAGGAUCCAGAUAAGAGGUUCACGUGUGAGCAGGCCUUGCAGCACCCCUGGAUUGCAGGAGAUACAGCUCUAGAUAAGAACAUUCACCAGUCAGUGAGUGAGCAGAUCAAGAAGAACUUUGCCAAGAGCAAGUGGAAGCAAGCCUUCAAUGCCACGGCCGUGGUGCGGCACAUGAGGAAGCUACAGCUGGGCACCAGCCAGGAGGGGCAGGGACAGACGGCGAGCCACGGGGAGCUGCUGACACCAGCAGCUGGGGGUGAGGCUCAGGGAUCUGUGGGAAGGCAGGGGUGGUCCACAGAGAGGCACCCAGGCUGGAGUGGAGGAUCUGCUCCUCUGGCCAACUCUGCUCUCUCUUUCCAUGCAGGGCCAGCGGCUGGCUGCUGCUGUAGAGACUGCUGCGUGGAUCCAGGCCCGGAACUGCCUCCCACACUGCCCCCCCAGCUCUAGGGGCCUGGAUCCAGGGUGAGGAUCCCCUGUGUAGGAGGGUUUGGGGGCAGCCUGCUCCCCUUCCUCCCCUGAACUGGGGAGUUACCCUGCUCCACUCCCUCAGCAACCCCUUUCCCUAGAGCACCUCCACUGCAUUUUCCAUACAAAUGUUUCUAUUUUAUUGUUCCUUCUUAUAAUAAAGGGAAGAGGUUAAAACCA
Messenger RNA from Hippopotamus amphibius kiboko, 1587 nucleotides. RefSeq names its product calcium/calmodulin dependent protein kinase I (gene CAMK1). The transcript has 11 exons. Gene Ontology annotation, biological process: peptidyl-serine phosphorylation. Gene Ontology annotation, cellular component: intracellular anatomical structure. The coding region runs from base 169 to 1389 and encodes 406 amino acids. The record is from RefSeq and is a predicted model, not a curated record. Gene Ontology annotation, molecular function: ATP binding; calcium/calmodulin-dependent protein kinase activity; calmodulin binding. Lineage: Eukaryota; Metazoa; Chordata; Mammalia; Artiodactyla; Hippopotamidae.